Mesorhabditis spiculigera is the source of this 672-nucleotide messenger RNA. The record is from the annotation of a GenBank genome assembly. NCBI's taxonomy places the organism in Eukaryota, Metazoa, Nematoda, Chromadorea, Rhabditida, Rhabditidae.
AUGCGCAGUAAAGGAAACGUCUACAAGAAAACCCUACAACGAGGCGCCGUCAAAAAUAUUCAAGGAGCAAAGAUUGCGCAAGAUACCGAAUGGAUUCGAGCACGUGCAAACCGAGCGCGAAAUACUGUCACGGUUGAAUCACCGGAAUUGUAUCCAGAUUUUUUUCGAAUCGAAGAGAAGGAAAAGAUGUAUAUGGUGUUAGAAUAUUGCGUGGCGUCACUGCAAGAGGUCGUCGAAAACUUUGAAAACGGGCGAUUGCCGGAAAACUGGGCUCAAUUCUUCUUCCGGCAGCUCAUCACCGGCCUCGAAUACCUACCCUCGAAGGGCGUCAUUCACAAGGAUAUCAAGCCGGCGAACUUGCUAAUCUCGGCCGACGGCACGCUGAAGAUUACCGAUUUCGGGGUCGCUGAGCAAUUGUCGCCAUUUCAGAACGACGACGUUUGCACGGUUGCGCGCGGCACGCCAAAGUUUCAGCCACCGGAAGUGGUCUCCGGGCUCAAUGCGGUUUUCAACGGGUAUCCAAUCGACAUCUGGUCGGCGGGCGUGACGUUGUACAAUCUUGUGACGGGCGCGUAUCCUUUUGAAGGCGAACUCAUCAUGCGGCUAUUUGAGAACAUUGCCGAACAGCCCUACCUACAGCCAACCAUCGAAUUGAGUUCAGAACUGAAAACG